Zonotrichia albicollis (white-throated sparrow) is the source of this 5895-nucleotide messenger RNA. The record is from RefSeq and is a predicted model, not a curated record. NCBI's taxonomy places the organism in Eukaryota, Metazoa, Chordata, Aves, Passeriformes, Passerellidae.
UGCAGCAGCCAUUUUGUCUUUCCGCCGCCGCUGCUGCCCGAGCUUCUCGCUCCCUCCCGCCGCCGCGGGCCGCGACACUCAAGUUCCCCCCCGGGCGCGGCUCCCGCCGGGCCGGGGCCGAUCCCGACCCCCCUCCCCUAAUCCCGGGAGGCUCCUCCGCAGCCCGGCCGCGGGGGCGGCUCCCGCGCCCCUUGCCGCGCGAUGUCCAGCGAGGAGAGCUACCUGGCCAUCCUGCGGUACCUGACGAACGAGCGGGAGCCGUACGCGCCGGGCACGGAGGGCAACGCCAAGCGGAAGAUCCGCAAGGCCGCCGCCUGCUACGUGGUGCGCGGCGGCACCCUGUACUACCAGCGGCGGCAGCGCGACCAGCAGCGCUUCGCCGAGCUGGAGGUGGUGCUGCAGGCCGAGCGCCGCGCCCGCCUCAUCCGCGCCGCGCACCUGGCGCCCGACGGCGCGCACCGCACCCGGCUGCAGACCUGGCAGGGGCUCUCGCAGAAGUACUGGUGGAGAGGUAUUCUUAAGCAGGUUAAGGAUUACAUUAAAGAAUGCAGCAAGUGCCAGGAAAAGCUAGACCGCUCCAGAUCUCUCUCAGAUCCUUCUGAAAUGCUGGAGGAGCUGGGACUGGAUGCAAAAUCUCAUGAAGACAGUAAUGAAACAGAUGAUGAAUUGAGUAACACAGCAUCAAUCCCAGCAGCAUCCCCAAAGCCUGUGAAGAAGAAACCAAUAGCAAAGCACGAGCUUGUGUUUGUUGACAGUAAGGGCCUUGUGAAGCAGUCAUCUUCCAAACAUUGUCUGUCAGUCUUAAACCAACUGAAUCAGCAGAGGCUUUCCAAUCAGUUCUGUGAUGUGACUUUGCUGAUUGAAGGAGAGGAGUACAAAGCUCACAAAUCUGUCUUGGCAGCCAACAGCGAGUACUUCCGAGAGCUCUUCAUUGAAAAGGGAGCUGUCACUAGUCAUGAAGCUGUAGUGGAUCUGUCAGGUUUCUGCAAGUCCAGUUUCCUGCCUUUAUUGGAAUUUGCUUAUACUUCAGAAUUAACGUUUGACUUCUGUAGCAUGGCAGAAGUGGCCAUGCUCGCCCGGCAUCUCUUCAUGUCAGAGGUCCUUGAAAUCUGUGAGAAUGUGCACAAACAGAUGGAAGAGAAACAAAUUACAGUGUACCAAAAGGGAGAUAUCCAAACAGUAGAGUCAACACAAAAUUUAGCAGAGCAGGCUGAAGUGCAGGUGCAGCCUGUGAGUGGUGUUGAGCAGCCUAAACUCACAGCCAGUGAAGUGCCAGUAGCUGUGAAUGGAGCUCCUUCCUCUGCUGGGACAGAGGAGGCAGCAGCGCCCCAGCCCGACCUCCUGCCCCCAGAGCCUCUGGAGGCCACUGCAGGUGAUCCUUCCAAGCCUGUGGAACGGUGUGAAACAACUGAAAAUUACAUCAAAAUCCAGCUGGUGGAGAGCAUUUCAAACAGCCUCUACAACAGACUCAGCACUGAGCCAUCGGCUGAGGAAGCCAUGGACACACAGAGCCAAGGGGAAGCUGAGGCAGCUCAAAAUCAGAGUGAUAAGGCACAUGUGGACUCUGCUUCUGAAGACUCCUCAGAGACACUCAGGCAAAAAAGUGAUGAGCAGAGCAGCUCCAUUUCCCAGCCAGAGAGCCUUGCCUCCAGCCAGGAUGAUACUUACAAAAGCAAGCUUCGCCAGCGCUCUGUCACUGAGGGGGGAUACAUCAGGCUGCAUAAAGGAAUUGAAAAAAAACUGCAGAAUAGAAAGACAAAUCCUAAAUCUGCAGUGCAGCAGGUUGCCAUGAAGCUGGUACAAAGAGGGAAAAAAAUGAAACAGCCCAAAAGAGAUACCACGGAAAAUAACGAAGUGGAGGCGCAGCACAAAUGCACUGACUGUGGAAUGGUGUUCCAGCGGCGCUAUGCACUCAUAAUGCACACACUGAAACAUGAAAGGUCUAAGGAAUAUAAAUGCCCACUGUGUAAGAAGGAGUUCCAGUAUGGCGCGUCGCUGCGGGCGCACCUGGUGCGGCACACGCGGAAGACGGAGGCCGGCGCUGCAGCCGGGGGGCCCGAGGGGAGCGGCGUGUCCUCGGUGAAAGGCAGGACCAAACGGGAAUUCGUGUGUGACAUCUGUGGGAGGACUCUGCCCAAGCUCUAUUCCCUCAGAAUACAUAUGCUUAAACACACAGGUGUCAAACCCCAUGCGUGCAAGGUUUGUGGAAAGACCUUUACAUAUAAGCAUGGAUUGAAAAUGCACUUAGCUCUCCAUGAAGUACAGAAACAGUUCAAGUGUGACUUGUGUGAAAAGUCUUUUGUCACAAAAAGAAGUCUUCAGGAGCACAUGAGCAUUCAUACAGGAGAAUCCAAAUAUCUUUGCUCCAUCUGUGGAAAAUCUUUCCACAGGGCAUCAGGACUCAGUAAACACAUAAAGAAACAUCAGCCAAAGCCUGAAGUUCGUGGAUAUCAGUGCACUCAGUGUGACAAGAGUUUCUAUGAAGCUCGGGAUCUUCGGCAGCAUAUGAAUAAACAUUUAGGUGUGAAGCCAUUUCAGUGUCAGUUCUGUGGGAAAUGUUACAGCUGGAAGAAAGACUGGUAUUCUCAUGUAAAGUCUCAUUCUGUCACAGACCCUUAUAGGUGUAAUGUAUGUGGAAAAGAAUUUUAUGAGAAAGCUUUGUACAGAAGACAUGUAAAGAAAGCCACACAUGGUAAAAAAGGAAGAGCAAAACAAAAUCUGGAACGAGUUUGCGAGCACUGUGGAAGAAAAUUCACACAGCUCCGGGAAUAUAGGAGACACAUGAACAAUCAUGAAGGUGUGCAACGAGGCCUACAUCGACGCGCGCACCCUGCGCAAGCACAUGACCAAGCUCCACAGGGACUACAUCCCCUGCAAGAUCAUGCUGGAGAAGGACACCCUGCAGUUUCACAACCAGGGGACACAGGUGGAACACGCCAUCAGCAUCUUAGCCUCGGACAUACAGGAGCAGGAAACCGAGAUCAGCUUUGGCGCUGGCGAGGGCGAGACUGUGGUGGUGACAGGAGAGACGCUGGAAGCCAUCGAAGCAGUUGCAGCUACUGAGGAGUGCACGUCGGUCUCCACCCUUUCUGACCAAAGCAUCAUGCAGGUGGUAAAUUAUGUACUGGCACAGCAGCAGGGACAGAAAAUGGCCGAAGUGACGCAGGCCAUUGAAACUGUAGAAGUAGAGGUGGCCCAUGUAACAACAACAGAGUCGAUUUAGUAUAUGAGGGAGCAAGAGUGGUGAGGCUGUGUAUCUGUGAGAGCCAAGUGUAAAAUGGGUUACCUGAGGCUUUCAGUGAUGCAUGUUUCCAAAUGGUUAAUCCUCAGUACUGAAUGUUGUGGUGACAGAAUACUGCACCAUGCAUUAGAUGGAAAAAGUACCAAUACUCCAGUGUGGGCCAAGGCUUUGAAAACUAAGAUUUCUAUAGUGGCUGUAACUUUAAAGAAAACAAAAAGGUUAUAAUAAUGUUUUUUGUGUCAUAAAGUAUCAUACUGUAAAUUUGAGAAAUUAAAAAAAAAACAUAUAAAAAGGCUGCACUAAAAACUAGAAAUGCACAGCUCUUGGUAGUUUUUUUGUUUGUUUUGAUGUGCAUUUCAUCAAGUUCGUGAGCAAAUUUCCUAUAUUGGAUGCUGUCUGUUUACUCCCAAGACAAGGGAGGUGGUAGAAUGCUUUGUGUAGGCUUGUGCUUCAUGUGACAUACAGAAAAACUGAAGCUUUUUUCUCUGGGCAAAUGCACCAUUGGUAGUUAGUGAAUCCCAGUUCUGAAGAACUUACUUAAAUUCCAGGUGUGAGGGUGGCUGGUCCAAGGUUCAGCAAAAUGCUGUAAAAUGUUUUAUAGAUAAUGGGCAGGUAGAUGGUUGUGAUCUGGUUCUCCAAGAUGGUUGUGAAUUGAAGUUGACCAGAGGACAGCCCACCCCAGGGAGGCUGCUUAGAGAAGCAAACUCCUUUUCUUUGUGAGGGAGGAGUUUGCACCCCAGCCUCUGCACAGCCGCGUUUAGCUCCAUGUUUGCUUGGAAGCUGUUGCCAGCACUGAUGUGUGACCCCAGUGCAGGCAGCCUCAUGAGGGAUGCUUCUGUUUUUGCUUUACAUUUGAUGUAGAAACUGUCAAAGGAGAAAGGUCUAAUGGCAUACUUUUUCAGGAACUAAGGAAGGUUAUGGACUGAUCUUGUAUUGUAUUGGAAGGAGGAGCCCUGCUAAUUCCCAAGCAGGACACAUGACAGUAUCAGGGUAGGGAAAUAUAAGUAUCUUGGGAUGGGGUAAAAAUUAAAUGGUCUCAAAAUUACCAGAAUCUCUAGAAGACCUUAUUACUGCUGCUUUAAGAGAAAUACUUCUAGAUCCAGUUGAUAGCUGAUGUUACACCACAUAGUUGGAAAAAUCCCUACUGAGUGUUCCUGCAGGUGAGUGUGAGUGACAGCUGUGCUUGGCCCAGGUUUCUGUGUCCCUGGUUCAGUACCACAAACAGGGCACACCUUAAUCUGUACAAGUGUAGGUUCCUUUGUUGCUGUGUGGCUUUCUUAAGCAAGCAGCAUGUCUGUCAAGGAAACUGAAAGUGCUUUGCAUGUGAACAAUCAGAGCUGUAGUCUUUAAAUUCUUCUCAGUCUAUAGUGGUAUCAGGUUGCCUAACCUGGACAGCAGUAAGAUACCUGAGCAGCCAGAAACUUGUAAUAUUGCAGGGUAAAUUUCAUAAAGAAAGUGACAUGCAUAUAACUCUGCUACCUGUGAAACAGAUCCACUGAACAAAAUUUCAGCAAACCCUGUGGCACAGUAACCACCUCAUUUGAAUUAGUAUUUCUACUUUUCAUCUUAUUUAACUAUGUGGAUAUCUGUCUACUAAGCUACAGAAUGGACUGUUCUUUUUAUACUUUGCAAUUCUGUAGAUAAGCAGUUGUUGAAAAUUUUUUAUGUUUGAGUCUUGGAUCCAAAUUAAUUUGUAGAUGCCUAUUUCAAAAGUCAGGAUCUUAUUUCAGAGAAAUAAUGUAGUUAUUUAUAUAUCCUGCACCCCUUUACAAUUGUAUUAUUUUCUGAUUACCAAAUGGAGUAAAACUAAAAUGAAUAUUAAAAAAAAAUGACUGCUAGCUGUAACUUGAAUUUUUGUAUGGUAAAGAAUCUGGAGAUAGCCAUCCUGCUUAAAAUUAAAAUACUGCCAUUAUGAUGGAAAAAGAUUUAAAAGCACUAGAUGAACUUGAAAACUUACUUCAAUGUUUGUAUCCUAAAAAUAAUUAUGUAUUACUAAAGUGAAAAAGCGUUCAAGGAAAAAUAGCUGUAAAUAGUGCUAGAACAUUAUUUGUAUAUUUAGUGUGUUACCCUACAAAAAAAGAAUAUUAUCAGCACCUUAGUUUAAUCUUUGGUGCAUUUAUUUAUUUGCCCAACCUAUGGAAGAAGCAAAAGUGAAUCUGAAUUUUGGAGCCUUCUUAUCCACUGUCAGAAUGCUUUUACUGACUCAAUGAUCUGCUGUUUAAAAACAACCACCAACCAAACUAAUAACAGAAGGUUGUUUUGUAAAGGAGAAUCAGCCAGGAAUGUCAAAGCUGCAUGUUGUGGCACCCCUUUCUUUACAUGCUGUGCCUUACCUUUUCAGAACGGUGUGAGGUAAGUGGGGAGUGUCACUCUUGGCUUUGCUAUUCCCAUCUCUGUGGGGUUGCCUUAUGUUUUUCUUUGGACUUCAGCACUUAAGACAUUCACUACCCUCCUGCAAAGUCAGACUGCAAAUAUGCAGUUGGUAUUUGAUUUUUUUUUAAAUAAAGUUAAUGAGAAGUGUCUGUUCAUUAAGUAUUCCUAGUGAAUUCCUGUACAUAAUGAAUCAGAUUUGUACAUUCUGCUGUUUUUAUUUAGUGUUAAAUGUAUAAAGUUAUGGUUAUUUCUGUCAUCAAUAAACUGAGCUCUGCCAUGAA